Molecule: messenger RNA, 1633 nt
Organism: Mustela lutreola (European mink)
Lineage: Eukaryota; Metazoa; Chordata; Mammalia; Carnivora; Mustelidae
Exons: 11
Coding region: 249-1067 (272 amino acids)
Source: RefSeq, a predicted model, not a curated record
AUUAGCGAGUCGUCAAGGUCAGGGCGUGGUGGGCUGGGCUGCAUGAGCCUGAGGGGUUUGCAGCCGGGAGAGAACACUGAGGUAGGGGGACGGGAUCACGGAGGAGGGAGCAGGGGUCACCAGAGGCGUGGAAGGGGGCAGGCAGUAGUCGUACUGGGAGGGGGUGGGAGCUGCGUGGCACCCGAGCGGGGAAGCCAUGCGGCACCUCUGGGGGAUGGGUAGAAUCUAGGCAGCAGAGGGGUGAGGGGAUGGGAGGAGCACCAGGCAGCAGCGCAGCAACGGCGGGGGUGGGGGGCCGGCGUGGUGGGCGGGACCAUCCUGCGCGCCAAGGGUGCAGGGCAGCGAAACGCCGCAGAGGCCUGAGGCACAGGGCCGCAGCGUAUCGGCGGCAGCUGAGGGUAUCAGAUUGCCUACUGCCUGGCCAACAGCAACUCCAGCACGUUCACCACAGUGGAGAUGGGAGCUAUGGUGAGGCAAUUCAUGGCCACCGAGCUGGACCCAGAGUCAGCGUACAUCUUCAGGCUGAUGAUCAAGAUGAGGCAGGGCUGGGGGAGCCCCUAGAGGCCACCAUCAUCACCACUGAGAAGCGAGGCAGAGUCCCAGGCUGGCAGGAGAAGUGGGUGUGGUUGCUGGGACAGCCCUCCAAAAUGGGUGGCGCUUCGAGGCUCAGGGGACGUGGCCUGCUGGGCAGCAUCCAGAGCGUCUGGCCUCUGUCUCUUCAGUGCAGAUGGAAGUGCAGCACGUCCAGGAUUGUGACCGCUGUCGUCUCGCUGGUGCACGUGCAUCACAGUGAACCUAAAUUGAUGAUAAAUCCAGAAGGAACAAUUGUUUACAUUCACUCAGUGAAGAGUAUCAUGUCUAAGCUCAACAUCUAUCGGAGCCACACAUGGACAUCUCUCCCUCCUCGACUCAGAGCAGAAAAGGAACACAUCCCAGGCAGAGUCCCAGGCUGGCAGGAGAAGUGGGCGUGGUCACUGGGACAGCCCUCCGAAAUGGGUCAGGUGGAAGUGCAGCACGUCCAGGAGUGUGACCGCUGUCAUCUCCCUGGUGCACGUGCAUCGCAGUGAACCUAAAUUGAUGAUAAAUCCAGAAGGAACAAUUGUUUACAUUCACUCAGUGAAGAGUAUCAUGUCUAAGCUCAACAUCUAUCGGAGCCACACAUGGACAUCUCUCCCUCCUCGACUCAGAGCAGAAAAGGAACACAUCCCAGACACAGCAUUGUACUAGAAGUGUAUGGAUGCUUUUCAGGGGACCGAACAAUGAGGCCUGAGUGGACAGCUCUCUCAUGGUCCUGCUUGAUCCAGGAAUAGGACUUUGAAGAUCUGGUGGAAUGGAGGGACCACGUGUCCUCCAGAUGACUCUCCCUAAGUGUUUGUGUCCGCUUGUUCACAUCUCUAGCUUGAAUAGCCGCCUGUUCCGGCUUUGGUUUCUGCAUUUCUCAUUCAUAUUUCAACUUCAUGAAUGCAUUUUUGCUUCUUCGACAUUCAGCUGAGUCAGCUCUGGAAAAAGCUACCAAAUUGUAGUCAAAUCCAGUUUUUGGCUUUAGUCUUACUUGACCAUCCUGCAGCAUAACCCUCAGUCUCUGUUGUUUCUGAAACCUGCCUGCUAGCUUUCCUUUCUUAACUCUGAUACA